Molecule: messenger RNA, 447 nt
Organism: Dictyostelium discoideum AX4
Lineage: Eukaryota; Evosea; Eumycetozoa; Dictyosteliales; Dictyosteliaceae
Exons: 2
Coding region: 1-447 (148 amino acids)
Source: RefSeq, a predicted model, not a curated record
AUGUUGCAUGGUAAAAUUGCAAAUAUUUGGGUAAUUAGAACAUUUCGUUGGUUUGUAAGUUUUUCAGUAGCAGUUUUAUUUAUUCCAAUAACAUUGUUACUUUUAAUUGGUUUGGAUUGUGAUUACAGUGAGUCUACAUUUAGAAGCUUUGAAUCUGAAAAUAUUGAAUGCUUCAAAGGGGAGAAUUUACCAAUUUCAGUGGUUUCAAUUUUAUUAAUUGCUGCUUUUAGUUUGGUUGGUUUUACUUCAAGUGCAACAUACUAUGAAUAUGAUACAAAUAUAAAGUCAAGAUUUGCUAAACCACAUGCAAGAUUUGAUGUUUUAGUUUUAUUUGCAAAACUUGUAUUUUCAUUAUUAAAUUCAUUAAUAGAUUAUUUUCCAUGGUUAAUUGUUUUUUAUAGUUAUGUUCUUUUUAGUUAUUGGAUCAAUUAUAGUAUUACCAUAUAA